UCGAAGCUGUAUUUCUUGUUUUUUUGUCGGAAAAUAUUACUUUAACUUACUACAAAUAUACACCAUUGAUAUUAUAUCUACAUAUGUUUAAGUCAGCGCAUGUUUAACAGCAAUAAACUACAAUUUAUUUCUCCUGUUCAAUUCAUCUUCAGCGAGGCUUUUGUUUUGAAAGGAGUUUUGAACUUCCGGCUCGGCAGAAACAUUAUUGACACUUUGGCCGCGGCGGGAUGCAAAAUAAUGAUUCAGACGGAGCUGAAAAGUCUCAACGGUCGCUGGUUUUCUUCGACCUGGAGACCACCGGGCUCGGUCAGACGUGUGAGAUGGUCCAGCUGGCUGCAGUGAGCGGAGGUCACUCUCUCAACCUCUACGUCAUCCCUCGCUGUCGGAUGGAGCGAGGAGCAGCCAGAGUGACGGGCUUCAGGGUCCGCAGACACCGACUCUACCUGCACCGCCGGCUGGUCCUCACCAACUCUCUGCGGGAGGUCCUGGUCUCCUUCAUCGCCUUCCUCCACAUGCUGGGGCGCCCCCUCGUCAUCGGACACAACAUCCGGCGCUUCGACUGCCCGCUGCUGGCCCGGGCUCUGGACCAGCUGGACCUCAGAGGGGAGUUCGAGGCGGCGGUCUCGGGCUACGUGGACACUCUACCGCUGGCCCGCGAGAUGCUGAAGGAGCGCGGCCUCCAGAGUUUCCGGCAGGAGAACCUGGUGAGGGAGCUGCUGGGGCUGGACUACAAGGCCCAUGAUGCUUUGGAGGACGUUCGGGCUCUACAGGCUCUUUACAGCGUGCUGCAGCCCACAGCAGAGCUGGUCUGCAGGCACCGGUUCACCCUGGACACCAUGGGACUCAAACCUGCUGCUCCACCUAAAGGGAGCGGGGGGGGCAGCAGCACAGCGCCCCCUGUGGGAACAUUUCAGACACACAGUGAAGCUCUCAGAGAGCAAAGAAGACAAGGACACGAAGGAAAACAUGAAACUCACCGUGUGACUGUUUAACUCAGGGAUGGGCAACUUAAAUGCUGCAGGGGGCCACAAUGUUUCAUGUUCACUACCACAGGGCCACAUAUAGGAGCGUGCACUUAACCAGAUAUGAUGAAACUGCAAUUUUAAAUAUGUUUACAGUGCAGUAACUUAACAUAUUUCAUGCUCAAAUACAUGUUUAACAGUAUAAAUAGGAAUACAAAAGGUUUGAAGCAAACAAAAAAUAACCACUUACUGUGAUUUCUUUAUUUUUCAGUGCAAGAACAGCAGACUAACAUUAAUUGCAAGAAGUAAUUUUGUGCAUUUUUACACUGCACUUUUAAGAUCAGAAAAAAAAAGAUUUAAAAUCACAUUUUAUGUUGGACUAAAGGACCAAGACACAAAAAUGACAAUAGACACAAUGACCAAAAAAAAGACAUUUCACACAAAAUGACCCAAGAAAAGACACAAAAUGACCCAAAAAAAGACCCAAAAUGACUCAAAAAAGACUCAU
Molecule: messenger RNA, 1470 nt
Organism: Centropristis striata (black sea bass)
Lineage: Eukaryota; Metazoa; Chordata; Actinopteri; Perciformes; Serranidae
Gene: plex9.2
Product: PML-like exon 9.2
Exons: 3
Coding region: 228-992 (254 amino acids)
Biological process (GO): DNA catabolic process
Cellular component (GO): cytoplasm
Molecular function (GO): nucleic acid binding; 3'-5'-DNA exonuclease activity
Source: RefSeq, a predicted model, not a curated record